AUGGGUUGGUUAUGGUCCUCGAAUUCAAAGCCUGCCGAGACGCCGCUAUCACAAGACACUCCUCCCACGCAGACCCCCUCGCAAGCCCCUCGCGCGCAACCACCACAACCGAAGCCACAGUCCGCCGACGACGCCGAGCUCCAAAAGAUCAUGGACUUUUUCAAGGCCGACGAGGCCGCCUCCUCCUCCUCCUCCGGCGCAGCCCGACCGCACGAGCCCGCGCCCUCGCCGCUGCCCGAGUGGCUCGCCAAGAUGAUCACGCCCAAGGACAACCCGCGCUACAAGGAAGCCGACGCGCCGCGGCGCGACCCGCUGUCCGAGUCGCUGCUGCCGACCGACAUGUCGUGCCGGCAGGCCUUUGACGCCGCCUGGGGCUGCAACUCGGUCGGCGGGCAGUGGAACGCCGUGUACCGCUACGGCGAGAUGCGGUCCUGCACGGAGAAGUGGGAUGACUUUUGGUUCUGCAUGCGCCACAAGUCGUCGUCGGGCCCCGUCAAGGAGGAACUCAUCCGCACCCACUACCGCAACAAGGAGCACGCCAAAUACUACGCGCCCGGCAGGGCCAGCAGCGAGGACGUCUGGGAGGCGCGCACCCACAAGGUGGCCCCGGACACGGCGUUUACGGAGAGCAUAGACGUGCCGACCAUGGGGGACGAGGAGUGGCGCAAGAUGGAGAGCGAACGCAGACAAAAGAUUCGCGACGGGCUGGGCUUUGAGAAGUCUUGUUGA
Messenger RNA from Cordyceps militaris CM01, 729 nucleotides. RefSeq lists its product as uncharacterized. Bases 1 to 729 code for a protein of 242 amino acids. The transcript has a single exon. The record is from RefSeq and is a predicted model, not a curated record. NCBI's taxonomy places the organism in Eukaryota, Fungi, Ascomycota, Sordariomycetes, Hypocreales, Cordycipitaceae.